AUGCUUGACCUCUAGGCAAAAACCAAUAAAGAAAUUUGGCAAGCUAAAAAAUUAUUGUAUGAAAGUGAUGGCAACACUAAAAAAAGCUUAAUUGUUAAUUUGGUUGCUUUGGGAUUAUUAUGUAUUUUGCUUUUUUACAGUAUUGUGGGUUCAGAUGAUAAAUGGACUUGUGAGAUCGAAUCUGCUAACAACAGAGGUCAUUAUAUUUGUGUCGAGAUGAGAAGAACGAUGAAUUGUAAAACUAUUAGUGGACCAAUAAGAUCUGAAAUAUUCUUGAAGGUGAAGAAAGAUCUUCAAGCUAGUGCUAUAAUUGAAUGCCCUUGGGAGAUUGCUAUUUCAGAGAUUAGAUUAUGCUUUAUAUUAUUAUCAAUAUCUAGUGCACUCAUUGGAAUUUACGCAUUACGAAAAACAAAUAAAAAGUAUGCAGAACUAAGUUUUCAAAUUGGGAUAUCAUUUGCAAUUCUUUUAUUAAUAAGUGCAUAUUUUGAUUAUGUCUCAAUUAGAACUUCUCAAAUAAAUAACUAUAAUCUAUGUAAUUUAUAAGAAGAGUUUUAAAUUGAAGAUAAAAUGAAGGGACAAAUGGAAUGCUCAUUUUCAUUUUACAAUUUUACUGUUGUUUUAGAAAUAGUAUGUUCUGUGGCAAUGAUCGUAAACUCUAUUUACAUUAAUUAAUGGAGAUAUAAACAGAUUACAGAACUCAAUGAUUAGUUGUGAUAAUAGUUUUAUAUAUCAAUCAAUGAAAUCAAUAAAACUUGAUUUACUAUUUUUAUUAUUUUUUUUUAUUAGAUGAAACCAAUAAAAA
This is a messenger RNA of Paramecium tetraurelia, 802 nucleotides long. RefSeq lists its product as uncharacterized. The record is from RefSeq and is a predicted model, not a curated record. Lineage: Eukaryota; Ciliophora; Oligohymenophorea; Peniculida; Parameciidae. The transcript is spliced from 6 exons.